Messenger RNA from Magnolia sinica, 890 nucleotides. RefSeq lists its product as uncharacterized. NCBI's taxonomy places the organism in Eukaryota, Viridiplantae, Streptophyta, Magnoliopsida, Magnoliales, Magnoliaceae. The record is from RefSeq and is a predicted model, not a curated record. The transcript has 3 exons. The coding region runs from base 385 to 867 and encodes 160 amino acids.
AAUCUUUCCACACUUCAAAUUAUUAAUACAUUUCAUAACUUGUACCACGUAGAGUGCUAGUUGAGAAGGGAAUGCUUGUGUUUGUUUUCUUUUGAAGGAUGAAUUUUAUUAUAUAUAUAUAUAUAUAUAAAAGCCCAAAGGGCGAAAUGAGAAAACAGACAACAAAACAGACCAACAGAAAAGAAAAACUAAAAAUACAACACCUCAACCCCCAACUUAGUCACCCCACUCCCUAAUCAUGAAGAACAAUCAGUUAACUAUAAAAACCUAGCAAUGACUAUUAUCCCUGAAACAUCUUUCAUUCCUUUCCCACCAUAUGCCCCUCAAAGCUGCCAGCAAUGCUAUAAGCCAUUUCCAUUUGUCGGAUGAAGAGGGGAAGCCAACAUGCCAGGCCAUAAAGAGCCGACUCAAAGAGAAAUGCUAAUAGGAUGCUUUCCCAAACCCCUGCCACAAAGGUUUCACUUAAGGGCCUGUUUUCAUCAUGCAAGUUGGGAUGAUGGCAUUGGAAUCUUUUGGUGUAUAGCUGUUAUAUUUGAGCAUUUAAACAAUUUGAACUUGGAUGCGGAUGGAUCUAUGUCAACCUCUGCAGGUAGAAACUUUAUUUCUGAAAAUGCAUAUGAAGAUGUCAUUAGUCAGAUGAAGGAUUUAUCUGUUGAAGCUGGUGGGAAGGGCACUUCCAAGAAAGAACUCAAUAGUCAGCACAGCCUUUUCUAUGAUAUGAUGGAAUGCAUUGAGUGGAUGAAAUUGUUGGUCCUGAAGGUACUGAAAAGGCAACUGUUCCUGUUGAAUAUGUCUCACCUUCUUCCAAUGCUCAGCCCACAACUACACAAGAUAGCGCCUUUGUUCCUACUUCACUUCGCAUGGUAAGUGUGGCACUUCACUUUUUCCUU